UCGCCUUAAAGAUAAAAGUAAGGUUAGGCCAAAGACGUUAUGUCGUCAGGGGACAAUUUUGAAGUCAUACACACGUAUAAUUGAGAAAGUAAGUGAAGUAGUUGAGAACCUUCAUGGUUCAUAGCACGUUGUCAAACAAUCGAAGACAUACCCUUAGUUGGAUUGUUCGUUAUUCUAUAGAUUCAACUUAAAAAAGGUACACUUUUAUACCAUUUGAACACUAGAAGGAAGAAUAAUGAUGAAAGCAACAAGAUCUUCAGCCAGAAUAAAAAGCACAAAUUCAAUCUCCAAUGUUAAUUGUAAUGAAAAAAAUUAUACAAAAGAGACGGAACUUGAAAAUAAUAAUCGAAAAAAGAAUAAAAGUAGAGCAGUGAAUUUUGUUUCUAAUGUAGAAAACAAUCAAUCUCUAAUGAAUUGUCAAGAAAUUGAUCAAGUUUCAGAUGUCCCUGUGGAAAAGAAAUUAAACUUUAAAGAUCUAAGACAAGAAUUAUUAGUUGCUAAUGCAAAUCCUACUCAGAAACAAAAUGAAGAUACACCUAAAGAAAUCUUCAGAAAUCUGAAUAUAAUGAGAACGGAAUUGAGACAGCUAGAAGAUCCUCCUGUGUCAAAAUCGGAGAAAGAUUUAAUGUCAGCUAGACUUGAUUUUUCUUUUUUCAAUAAACCAUGUGAAGAAUUGGCACUAAGUCUGUUAGGUAAAAUUUUCGUUCGUCAAUUGGAAGAUGGAACAGUUUUAAAAGGUCGAAUUGUGGAAACUGAAAGUUACAUUGGAACUGUAGACAAAGCAUCACAAACUUAUGAUUAUCGAAUAUCUGCAACAAAUUUACCUUUAUAUAUGCCACCAGGAACUAUUUAUAUUUAUUCUACUUAUGGAAUGUAUCAUUGCAUCAACAUUUCUAGUCAACCCAGGUGCGAAUUGUCGGUCGGCCCAUGGUCGGGCCGACCAUGUGCAUGGUCGGCCCACCUCGGGCAGCCAGAGGUCGGGCCAACUAGCGAAUUGAUAACGUCGGCCGACCUAUGGUCGACUAAGUUGGACCGACUAUGGGUACCAUAGUCGGGCCGACCAAGGCUGCCCUAGUUGGG
Messenger RNA from Leptopilina boulardi, 1080 nucleotides. Its product is annotated as DNA-3-methyladenine glycosylase-like. The record is from RefSeq and is a predicted model, not a curated record. NCBI's taxonomy places the organism in Eukaryota, Metazoa, Arthropoda, Insecta, Hymenoptera, Figitidae. Gene Ontology annotation, biological process: base-excision repair. Bases 236 to 1051 code for a protein of 271 amino acids. Gene Ontology annotation, molecular function: DNA binding; alkylbase DNA N-glycosylase activity. The transcript has 5 exons.